CUGAACAUGACCAAUACACGUAAGCAGACCGAGGCUUUCUUACAUCUGGGUAAAAGUUCUCAAACUGCAGAGGAAGCCGGCUGAAAUCCGAAGGACUUUAUAGAGGUAGAAUGGCAUCUAAGGACUCCAAACCUAAUCUCACCCAUGCACAAGUGUCUGAGUUAGUUAGACGGCUGUACGGCUUGACUGACUCUGAGAUCCGUCCACUUCCAAGUUACGACGACCAAAACUUCUAUGUGUGUGUGAGCGAGGGUGGGGAGUACGUGCUGAAGGUUAUGAACUCCGGGGACAGCCAGAACCCCACUCUGCUGGAGCUACAGACCCACGCCAUGAACUUCCUGCACAAGAGGGGACUUCCUGCACAAACAGCCAUUCCCACAAAGACUGGGCAGCUCAUGAGUCUAGAGGAGAUUGACUGUGGCUGUGGGCUUCAGAAGUACCUGGUGCGUUUGCUGACUUAUUUGCCUGGUACGACUGUUGCCAAGAUUCCGCCCUCCCCUCAUAUCCUCUACCAAGUAGGGAAAAUGGCUGCCACCAUGGACAAAGCUUUCCAGGAAAUGGAGCACCCCAAUCUGAGUGUGCUGCAGAGAGAGAACUUCAUCUGGAGCCUGUCCAACAUCCCUCUCCUGGAGCAGUACCUGCCUGUGAUGGACGGAGAGCCCAUGCAGGAGGUCGUCAGCAAGGUCAUCGCUCAGUACAAGGCACAGGUGGUCCCCAAGAUGUCCGCCUUCCGGAAAUGUAUAAACCACGGGGAUUUUAACGACCACAACAUCCUGGCGACGCCGGACGGUCCCUCCCAGUAUAAAAUCUCGGGCAUCUUGGACUUCGGGGACAUGAGCCGCGGCUACUACGUCUUCGACCUGGCCAUCGCCAUCAUGUACAUGAUGAUCGAGAACCCCAGUCCGGUGGAGGUGGGCGGGCACGUGCUGGCGGGCUACGAGAGCGUCGUCGCGCUGAACGCGGCGGAGAGGGAGUGCCUCUUCCUGCUGGUGCUGUGCCGCUUCAGCCAGUCGCUAGUGCUAGCGCGCUACUCCGUGAAGCAGCAGCCCGAGAACGAGGAGUACCUGAUGAUCACGUCGCGCACCGGCAUCAGACACCUGCAGCGCCUCUGGGAGAUGGGCCAGGAACAGGUGGAGCGCACCUGGUUUGAGAGCGCCAAGACCUACCAACAGCAACAACCCUGAUCAAAGCUUGGACUGUUUACACACCUGGUUUAAGUGCGCCAAGACCUACAAACGCCAAUACUGACCAAAGGUUUGGCGGCUAACUCUCUGAAGGAAAUCUGUGAGGACUUAACUGUAAAUAUGUUUUUCCAAAAGGGCUGUGAACAAAUCCAUUCAGUAGUUCUCAUAACUUCCUGAUUGGCCCAGUAUACAUACUGGUUGGGCAUUUGGGGGAAUUUUUAAGCCAUUUGCCUUCAGUGAAAGAUGCAACACAAACUCCUCACAAACUCCACACAAUCCUCAGGACUCAUACCUGCUGAAAAAAACAGCCUGACCAGCUUAAGGUGGUUUGCUGGUUGACCAGCAUAUUAACCAGCUUGUUUGUCCACUCUAUGAUGGCUGACCAGCUAGACCAGCAAAACCUUCAGCUGGUUUCCCUAGUUUACGAUGGUAAUUCAGCUGGUCUUGCUGUUCGCACCACCUCAAGCUGGUCAAUUUAGUUGGUGUUGCUGGUCUCCGUUGCAAACCAGCAUGACCAACAAUGUCAAGCUUGGCAGGCUGGUCACCAGCAUGGCCGUCUUGCACCAGCUGUAACUUGCACGACAGACUGGUCACACCAGCAUGACCAACUUCCUCAGAUGGUCAGGCCAGCAUGUCCAGUCCUGGUGCCCUAACCAGCUACACCAGCAAAGCAAACCAGCUGCAAGCAUAAGCUGGUUUCUUGCUGUUAUUUUCAGUAGGGAUUUUAUUAACAAAGUUCUCAGUGGCACAUUCCACGUGGAAAAAUGAAGCCUUUGUUUUAUUGGUGCAUCUAAAUGUGUGAUCAUUUUUAAAACUGUAUACUAUAACUGUGAAAUACUGUACAAUCAAUCAAGCAAGCUAGUGAUCAACUCUGUGCCUUACAGUAUGUCAGUUGGAAUGUUGAAAUAAACAAACGCUCUCUUGCCAGCGUUGCU
This is a messenger RNA of Sardina pilchardus (European sardine), 2119 nucleotides long. RefSeq names its product hydroxylysine kinase. The record is from RefSeq and is a predicted model, not a curated record. Lineage: Eukaryota; Metazoa; Chordata; Actinopteri; Clupeiformes; Clupeidae. Gene Ontology annotation, molecular function: amino acid kinase activity. The transcript has 5 exons. The coding region runs from base 111 to 1184 and encodes 357 amino acids.